Xenopus tropicalis (tropical clawed frog) is the source of this 2106-nucleotide messenger RNA. RefSeq names its product neuroguidin (gene ngdn). Gene Ontology annotation, cellular component: nucleus; axon; nucleolus. The record is from RefSeq and is marked provisional. The transcript has 10 exons. Lineage: Eukaryota; Metazoa; Chordata; Amphibia; Anura; Pipidae. The coding region runs from base 9 to 959 and encodes 316 amino acids.
GGGUUGCAAUGGCGGCGCCCGGGGAAAUUAUUUUAGAGGAUGUGCCUGCGUCAGUAAACCUGUUUAGAACUCUUCAAGAUCAGGUAACAAAAGUAACCGCACAUGUUCAAGCCCUGACGCAGAAGGUCCGUAGCGGCAUAUAUAACACUGACAAGGGUCUCAGCUUUCUAGAGUUAAAGGAUCAGCUUCUUCUGUUUUACCUCCAAGACCUGACCCACCUAAUGCUGGAAAAGACAAAUGGCAAAUCCAUAAAAGGAAAUCCUGGAAUCCUGAGACUCGUGGAGCUACGCACUGUAUUGGAGAAAAUGCGUCCCAUUGAUCAGAAACUGAAAUACCAAAUAGAUAAAUUGGUUAGAGCUUCUGUGACAGGAAGUCUGGGGGAGAAUGACCCUUUGCGCUUUAAACCCAACCCUCAGAACCUUAUAAGUAAGCUCUCUGAGGCUGAUGAAGGAGAGUCAGACAGCGGUGAAGAUUGUGCUGAGAGUGGGAAUGCCAAAAAACCUCAAAGCAAAGUGAAGAAAUACAUCCCUCCUAGGCUUGCACCUGUUCACUAUGAUGAUACAGAAGCAGAGCGAGAGCACAGAAUUAUAGAACGAGCUAAGAAAUUAGCCCUUAGCAGCUCAACUAUCCGAGAGCUGAAGGAACAGUAUUCAGAUGCUCCUGAGGAGAUCCGAGAGGGUCGGGCUUAUCAUAUGAUGCGCCAUGAUAAAGAAGAGCAGCAUAGGAUAAACCAUGAGGAGUCCAUGAUGGUGCGUCUGAAUAUGACACGUAAGGAAAAGGCUCGAAAGAAGAGAGUGCUGGCCAUGACAUCACAACUCAAUUCACUGACACAUUUCUCUGAUAUCAGUGCGCUAACUGGUGGAGAAGGCAGGACAGACGAUCUGGUCCCUUCUGUGAAGAAAUCAAGGAAAGGUCCCAAAAAAAGCAAAAAGAGGAAAGGUUUCAGGAAACGUCACUGAGUUAUUAUCACAGCAAAACAGGACAUGGAGCUAUAUGUUUUUUAAUAAAUGAUCCUGCUAAAUUGAUUUUGGUUAUUUGCACCUCUAGUGCAAGACCAUGGCUGUAGCAUUCAACAGCAUUGUUGAUGACUGUUUUAUUAUAUUUUAUCAACUUGCCCACCACAGGUGACCAGGACCCCUGAGGCAGCUCUGAGAACAGAGUACCAUUAACUAUAGUUAUAAUAGGGGCACAAGCUUUUUCUGGUGAAACUGCUCAUUUAAUGUAGAAAAUUGCAUAUAUGCAUAAGUAAAUAAUAUGGUAGCUUCAUGUGGUAUGAACACCUUGGUGCUUCAGUAUACAAAGCAUUGCAGGCAUGGAAAAACUUUCAUAUAAAAACUGGUAAGCAAAAAAAGCAUAAGGGGUCAUUUACAAUGCACUAGCCAAGGUGCAAUUGCACUGCCUGAUGCCCUUGAAGAAUGGCCGCAAGCUAAGACAGAGACCUGUGACUUUCUCCACAAAGACAACACUGUCUGCACUAGUCAGCGAUGUAAUGCAGAGGGAGGCACGUCGGCCUGUAACUUGCUCAUCAUUCAAAUUUGCAACUUAAAGCGUCAGGAAGUGCAGCCCACAUCAGGAACCUGGACAGGGCUAAGCUGCUCCUUCUCACACUGCUCCUUGUGCUGUUUUUUUGUUUUUUUUUAAUUCGGUGCAGCUUACACUGGGGCAAAAGUGCUUAAGUGAGCACCGGGGAGUGCAGAGCUUGCAACCUUUAGUGUGCUAGUACUUGCGUCCCAGGUAAGUGACUCCUAUAGUAUCCAAUUCUGAAGUGCACAUAAGGAGAUUUAAGGCAAGAUAGUCCUGAAAAUGCAAACUGGUCCUAAGCCUUCAAAUUGGUGUUAAAUAGUAACUUGCCUUCAGAAAAAAUGUUUUAGAACAGUGCACCACAAAUUUGUUUUUUUCCCAUUUCUUUCUAUGAAAUUUCUAGUGACUUUAUUUCCCCCAGAUUUUCACAUUUAGCAGCUCAGAAAGAUACGAAUAUACACAUAUACCCAAAAAUACAAUUUUGACCAACGAUAGAAAAUGUAAUUCUAAGCAUGUUCCAAUAUACAUUCAUGAAACAUUUUCCUGUGUUUGUGUUAUUUAUAAAUGUAAUCAAAACUGAAAGCA